Molecule: messenger RNA, 2483 nt
Organism: Archocentrus centrarchus (flier cichlid)
Lineage: Eukaryota; Metazoa; Chordata; Actinopteri; Cichliformes; Cichlidae
Product: trichohyalin-like
Exons: 16
Coding region: 237-2483 (748 amino acids)
Biological process (GO): spermatogenesis
Cellular component (GO): sperm head-tail coupling apparatus
Source: RefSeq, a predicted model, not a curated record
ACAUAGCGACCAAAUUGUUGGCAAACCUUUCGUAAUUAUUUACUCAGUCUUAAAAGUCAAGUGCAUUCAAAGUGCCGGACAGUUGUUUUUUUUUUUAGGUUACCAUGUAGUUCUCUAAACUAAGACUGUCCAAACAUUGAACCAAGCCAUAAUUGUAUGAGUGUUAUUAAGCUACUCAGCUUUUUGCAAGCCUCCAUGCAGUUCGUGUAGGAAACAGCGGGUACUUUGUUGGAGCAAUGCUUGCAGCUUGCACACAGCCAAGCAAAAACUCAAAGCUGUCGGAACCGCGAAGUCACACUUCUCACCUGUCCUCUUGCUCAGGUGAAAAAGAGCCGGAAGCAGCCAAUCAGAGUUCUGAAACAGUGGCAGGGAAUAUUAAACUGCUGCUAAACGAGUUCAGAGGACUUCACGAGCAGAGGUUAAGAUGCUUGGAGCGGGACACCUCUGCAACAGGGGAACUUUCACAGAAGAAGGUGGAUUUCCUGCAGUCCUAUGUGAAUGACCUCACAGACCAGAUCCAGGUGCUUGUUCAGACCAUUGAGGAUUUGCAGAGAGAAGCUGGACAGAACCAUGAUCGUGUUCUGGGUGUGUCUGACUUUGGGUUGAAGCCUUUGUUGCUGGAUGAGGUUAUUGGACCUGUGGUUCACAACCCACCAAGCACUGGUUCCUUGGACAUGAUGACAUCUGAGAUGGAAGAUGUGAAAGUCCAGCUGCAAACCAAGGACAUUGUCAUCUCGGAUCUGGAGAGGGAGCUUGCAGAGAAUAUACAACAAAAGCACAAGACUGCAACGCAGGUGCUGGAAAGCGGCGAGAGGCUGGUGCACCUGCAGAGCGAGCUGUCUUGUCUGCGGCGGAUCCACGAAGACAACAUGAAGGAGAUUGCUGAGAAAGACAUCUGCAUCACCAAACUGCAAGCUAACAUUCAGCUCCUGCAACAGGAGGGGGCUGACACGCGGGCUCAGUUGGAGGCCAGCAGAAAGCAGGUGGAACGACAGAAGAGGGAGUUAUCAGAGUUUCACCAGAAGGAGGAGACACUUCUGUGUGAGGCCAAGGCCAGAAUGGUGCAUUUGAAGGACAAGCUGAGUGCCUGUUUUAAGGCACGGGUGGAGGAGAAAGAGGCGACGAUUAAGCAACUAAGUGAGGAGCUGAAUGGAACGAGGAAAAAGUUACAAAUAAGUGAGGUUAUGUUAAAUGAUAUCACGGAGACCCUGGAUCAGACCACCACCAGCCUGAAUGCAGACAGACAGCAGAUCUUGGGCCAGCUGCACCAUGCGAGCAAAGAGGUAGAACGUCUACGGCUGGAAUUAGCGCACGCACGUCGCACCAGUGAAAAGAAGAUACAGAAGAGAGAGAUUAAGAUGUGCACGCUGAUGAAGGCGCUCACAGAAAGUAAGGAGCGACACUCAGAGUGUCAAAAAGAGUUGCUUCGAAAAGAAAAGGCUUUGGAGAAGCUGCAGGAGGAGAGGAACGAGCUGAGAGCCGCGAUGGAGGACCGAAGCAGAGAGUGCGUCCACCUCAACCAGAGCAAAGCCGAAGUGGAGGCUGACUUGGCUCUGAGCCACGAGAAACUCCACACCUCACACCUGGAGGUUCGAAGCAGAGAUCAGUUAAUUCUGCAGCUCAGAGCUGAAAUGAAGGCAGCUGAACAUAAGCAUGGAGGAACACAGAACCAGGUGACAGCGCUGGAGGAAGAGGUAAGACGCUUAAAUCGCACCAUCAGAGCACACAAGGAAGAGGCCUGUCAGUUAAACAGAAAGGUCAGAGAUAUCGAGCACCUUAAAGACCAGAAGGAGAAAGAACAGCAGCAGCUACAAGAGCAGCUCCGUAUUAGAGAGCAGCAGGUUGAUACAUUUGAAAAGAAUCUGGAGGAGGAGGAGGAGGUGGGACGUCUUACUCAGCAGGUGAAAGAAUUAAAGGAUGAGCUCAAAGACGCCAAUUUGCAAACCCAGGAGCAGAAAGAAACAGCCGCAGUUUUCAAACAAAAAUACACUACAGCAUUAGAGAAGGUGCGCAGGGUGCAAGAGCAUGUGCAACAUCUGGAGGAGGAACUACGAUAUCCACAGGAAAAGCUAAGAGAGUCGCAGGUAGCAACUUCUGCAUUGAAGGAAGAGUUGGCAGAGCUGGAACGCCGGUACCAGGAAAAGGUUGGUCAGUGGGAGAGUUCACAGGAGGCUCUUGACCAGCUGACAGAUGAACUUCAGGCCAGUCACAACCUGCUAAGAGAGAGUGAGCAAAAGGUGGAGCACUUCAAAAGCCUGGUGAGAUCCCUCGAGGAGCAGAUGGAUGCAUUCAAUCAGCAGAAACUUGCCGUGGAGUGUGACCUGCAGCUCUAUCAACAGAGCCAUUCUCAUUCUGAUGAGGAGUAUUUGAGUCUAGUAAGACUCAGACAGCAGCUGCAGAAGCGCUGUGCAGCGCAGGUUGAACACCUUGCGGUGUGUGAAAACACUAUUCUUCAGAUGAAGUCAGAGCUGGAGAGACAGUAA